Messenger RNA from Fundulus heteroclitus (mummichog), 2821 nucleotides. Its product is annotated as glia maturation factor beta. Gene Ontology annotation, molecular function: actin binding; Arp2/3 complex binding. Gene Ontology annotation, cellular component: actin cortical patch. The transcript is spliced from 7 exons. Gene Ontology annotation, biological process: actin filament debranching; negative regulation of Arp2/3 complex-mediated actin nucleation. Bases 118 to 546 code for a protein of 142 amino acids. The record is from RefSeq and is a predicted model, not a curated record. NCBI's taxonomy places the organism in Eukaryota, Metazoa, Chordata, Actinopteri, Cyprinodontiformes, Fundulidae.
GGGAUUGGUCAAAGCAGUCACAGGAUGAUGGGAAGUACAGAGAAAAAAAUAGACUGAAACCGUUUCUGCCAUUCAGGAGAGCAGCUGCAGCUUCUGUGAGAUUUGAACUAUACAAUUAUGAGUGAGUCACUGGUCGUGUGUGAUGUGGAUGAAGAUCUGGUGAAGAAGCUGAAGGAGUUCCGCUUCCGGAAGGAAACCAAUAAUGCGGCCAUCAUCAUGAAGAUUGAUAAAGACAAGCAGCUCGUUAUUCUUGAUGAAGAGUAUGAGAAUAUAUCACCUGACGAGCUAAAGGACGAACUGCCUGAGAGACAACCCAGGUUCCUCGUCUACAGUUAUAAGUAUCAACACGAUGACGGACGCGUGUCCUAUCCUCUCUGCUUCAUCUUCUCCAGUCCAGCGGGGUGUAGACCGGAGCAACAGAUGAUGUACGCUGGAAGCAAAAACAAGCUGGUGCAAACGGGGGAAAUGACCAAGGUGUUUGAGAUCAGAAACACAGAAGACCUAACAGAAGAAUGGCUUAGAGAGAAACUUGGUUUCUUUCGCUAAAGUCGCCUCAUCCAGAGGUUUUGGGAUGAGGGGAGGGUCCUGACUGCACAACCCGCAUCAUCUUUCAAGAAGAACACACUACGGAUGUUACCUUCCUGUCUGGGUGGACCUGAUUUAAAUAGUCUUUGCAAAUAUUAUGACGUUGAAGGCUAAAUUGGUGGGGCUGGGGAUGCUUUUAUUACAAUUGAGCGUGUGCCAGAAGGUUCAGACAAUCACAAGAGUUUGAGUACUUCAAGCUCUUGUUUGAUUGUCAACAAUCGCGGCACUAUCUAAACCUCGUCCAUCUGGCUGCCUUUGUCUGCAAGUGCUAUUUGACUCAGGCCUACUUUUGCCUCCCAUACCAUCUCUCCAUGUGCCAGUGAUGUGUCUGUACUGAAAUAACACUCCCAUUGUUCUUAAAAGUGAACAGAAAUGAAAACUCAGCCUCUCCGAAGCAUGUUCUUGCAGGAGAAGCUGGCGUCUCCAUGGCAACAGUUUGUUUCCUUAAGAGGUUUACGCUCAACUUUCUCUGUACCUGACCCUCCUCGUUUGAUCUGUUUCUACCUUUAUUAUUUUUUCAUGGUUUUUGAAAGUCUUCUUGUCUGAUCUUUUAUUAUUCUUAUUAUUAUUGUUUCUGGUGUGUUUUAAAUUAGAUUUAUGUCGAAUUUAGAGCAUUAUUUGGUUUCUACUUCCUACCCGAUCUUUUGAAUAGUUGUAGCUAGAAUCCAGAAAACACUACUGAGGUCCUCCAGUAUUCAGCCAAGGGGAUUUAAAUGAUGAGGUGCAUACGGUAGUUACGUCCCCAGAAGACGCAAACAAUAAUACUCGCGUGUAGCGAGGUAAACUAAGCACAUUAACAAGAAACUGUGGCUGCAAGUAGUCGGCGCCUUGCCAAAGUCUUCACACCUAUUGAGCUUUUUCACAUUUUGUCACGUUAUAAACGCCGUUUCUUCAAAAAUGUUCUCAAACAAACCUUUGAGGGCUUCACGGAACAGCUGUAAUUACUCUGAGAGUAAGCAACACAGGGCUAUUUACUCAUGAAGGGACCAUGGGAGAUUUUAUUUAGGGGUAUAGGUGUAAAAGCUGAAUUGAUACGCAUGCACGCCAAACUUUUCACGUUUCACUAAAAAAAUAAUUCUUGAAAAAUCAUGUAUUGUCCUCCUUCUGCUGCUCAAUUCUGCUCUUCUUUGUUGGUCUAUUACAGGGGUCUGCAACCUGCAGCUGCGGAGCCACAUGUGACCCAUAAGGUCCUCCGCUGUGGCUUUUAAGAUGAUAGACAUUUCAGCAAUGUCUACAAAUGUAGACGUAAUAUUCAGGCUCUUAUCUACACACAAUGUCUACAGGAGAAUGAUACCAACGGUACAUGGAGUAUUUUGAAAUGCUUUAUUUUUGGUUAUCAGUCUCCAGAAUAUCUUUUUCUCACUCUUCUAAAAAAUAUAUAUGGAACGUUCUUUUAAAAACAGGAAUUAUUUUAUUCCUUAUAAUAAACCAUGUAAAGAGUGGAAGUGAUUCUUUCUGGAAAAACAAAUCGAUCUUAUACAGUAGGUGCCCAUGAAACUUGAGUUAUUUUUAUUGUAAUUUGGGUUGUGCUGCUCUAGAGGAAUUUUAUUUAGUAGGAGCAAGAGCAAAAGAGGCUAGACCCCUGGCCUAUCACACAGUGAAAUAAAUUGCAGUCUGUGGUUAUAAUGUUACAUGAUAUGGAAAAGCUCAAAGGUUCACUUUUGCAGAGCACCGCAGCCUUUUUGGUUUGACAAUAAAUGAUUUUCAUUCCUGCUUAAAGAAAACAAUCAUGAAUUAUGAGUAAUGUCUUUGACCGGCGUUAUUUGUUACACGGUUAUAACCAGGGUGCAACAUUUUCAGAAACAUUCCAAACACAAAAACCUUCUUUCUUCCAACAAAACUCUAGCGACCACGAUGGUUAUAACAACAGUGUACACAGGGUGGUCAUGUCUGCCCCCGUUUUUAAAUCUUUCUGGGUUAUCGUCUUUUUAUGGGGAGAUUGUCGGCUAUUAUUGUGCGUUAGAACUCCUAUUGUUAUACUGAAUGUUGACUAAUUCUCAUGUAAAUCCGCUUUUUUUUUUUGCUUUGUGUUUAAUGCAGCCUUAGGAGUAAUGUAAUGGUGCAACUCUUCAGAAUGAUGUUUGUGCUUCUUAUUUUGGAUGUGAUGGCUUCCUCAUAUUGACAUUUUUAGUAAUAAGACAUGUAUUUCAAGUCCUGCAGGGAUGGGCGAGGAAAAUCCUGGUUAGUGGGUGGCUCAGGAUGAUUUCUGAUUCUUAUUAAAAGCGUACCAGCUCGG